Messenger RNA from Spirodela intermedia, 2629 nucleotides. Lineage: Eukaryota; Viridiplantae; Streptophyta; Magnoliopsida; Alismatales; Araceae. The record is from the annotation of a GenBank genome assembly.
AUGAGCGCCGGCGGGGGUUUGAGGAGCCUGCUGGCGGCGGCGGCGGUGAAGGGGGUGGAGGAGGCGCGGGCGAGGAUAUUCGGACAUGUACUGAACCCACUGGGGAAGCGAUCGCCCAACAAGAUCCUGCGGAAGAAGCUCAUCGGCGACCAGGUGGCGGAGUGGUACCCUUACGACAUCAAGUUCGACGACCCCCUCGUCAUGGCCCGCGAGGAGAAGGAGUAUGAACUCUCUCCAUCUCCUCUGCUUUCUCGCUUUUUUGCGCCUGUUCUUUCUCGACCAGGUGGCGGAGUGUGUACACAGUACUUCUGCAGUGCUGUGGUGUUGGAGUGUUGUUUCAUGUUUUUCUUGUCCAUCUAUCCAUAUGUAAAUCCAUUUCCUGCUUCCCUGGUGACCCGUUUUGAAUGAACCCUGUGUACACAUUAGAAGCUCAUAACUCAAUUUUCCCCUUUUUAGUUUCUGUAUUUGCUCAUGCUUAUCAGGAUUCAUUGUCUCCCAUGACUCCCUUGAUAAUUCCUUUUGUAGAAAGGUUGCUCAGGUGUCCAUUAGAGUAGUAUUCGAACAGAAGCAAUAUGAAACUGAUAAUGUUCUUGUUAUUCCGUCGUUGGCUAUUUAUCUUUUGUUAAAUCUUCUUCAACCGAGGAUGGAGACGGUACUUAAUUAGUUGACUCAAUUGUCUUCUACUUCAUUGCUGGAGUUUAAUAAAAGUUACUUUCAUGUCAUCUAGAGAAAACAGAGCUGCAUAACAUUGACCAAGGUCCUAGCAACCAAGAUCAUAGAUAAAGAUUUUACCAGGAAAAGCCUAACCCAUCAAUUCCGGAAUGUUUUAUACUCUAGUUAAGAAAUUUCAAGCUGUUCAUUCAAGUUUUAUUUAACUUCCUUGAUCGUCACUCAAUUCUUCCUAACACAUCAUUGGUAUCUGGUCUUCAAUGUCCCGCCACUGACAUUUUUUCAUCAAGCAUCCUUUGGAACAUAGGGAAGAAAUUAUGUUUUGAUGACUGUUCUCCUUGAUUGUGAUGUGGGGCUCUGACCUGAGAUUAUGAUGUGGGACUCUGACCUGAGAUUAAUGGUUGAGCUAGUAGUGGUUAAUUGUCAUUGUUAUCUUGGAUAAAAUAAAGUUCAAAAGAGCCAAAAUUAUCUUGGAUGAAUAUUGAUGUCGAUUUCCCUGAGGAACCUACUCCCAAAUUCCAUGCUAGUGGGAGGGACGCCGUGGACGAAUGGUCAUUGGGUGAAGUAGCGACUUACUGCAAGACAGCAAUGAGAUGUAGACACAAUAAAAGGGUUCCUCAAGAGACAAAGAAAAAGAAUGUUUCUGGAUGGAUCACUGACUAGACUCCGAGUGAUGUAUUGACUCUUGGUUAUGUUGUUUGUCAUCCUUUAGUGAAUUAGUUGACGGAAGUAGAGCACAUCGAGGGUUUAUUCUUCCACCGUCUCAGGAAAGGAAUACAUUCUAAAAGCAGUUAAUGAAUUAUGAAAGAUGUGUUGCGAAUGGCCUUUUGAAAUAGUGAAAAUGAUUUCCUGGUACCGAACUGCACGGAUUUUUCAAUUUAUGGGUGAGAAAGUGGAAGCUUUGGAGACUAAUGAGGGAAGCUUGGGGUUGUAACUGAAAGAGAAAAGUUGCUAGAAUCCGAGCAUUGGUUCUUUCCAUUAGAGGCUGACUAAGAGUUGGGCGUGGUGAUUGUAGAAGACUCGAAAUAUUUUGCUCACAGCCACAGAGGAACGAGUUAAAGUAGAGAGAUUAUUUGCCUCAAUUAUAUAUUUAAAUAGCUGUUGAAAGUCGGGAUGGUUAGGAGUUCAAUAAUGUUCUGUUAGAGUCAAGUGGGAGUCUUCUGGAUUUGGUCAUGCUUUUAUUCCUGGGGAAUUGGAACCGCAAAUCAGCGAGGGAAUUGAGUCAGAAAGCAUGAGACCUAGGAAACAGAGAAUGAUUAGUAUCUUCGACUGAUGCGAAAUCUGGCAGAACCUGAAUAUAGCUGAUAACAUUCUCUGGUCCGUAGUGAAGAAUAAAAUAUGAAAAAUGAAGCAAAUGGGUGACUUUCAGUCAAAUAUUUCAUUAUAGUUAUUACUAAGGGGGAAUACUAAUGUGGAAGAAUGUUGAGAACUUUACUACAGGAAAUUUCUCCAUUAGAUUAAAAUGUUGCUCUAAAAGGAUUGCAAAACAUCAUAAAAAAUAUUAAGAAUUGUACUACAGAAUUGAACCAUUGCCGUUUUGUGAGAAUGUAGCAUCAUUUGUCGGAUGGAACGUUUUUUAUCACGUGUGUAAUUGGGUAGUUUGCAUGAUGUCUUUAGUUUGAUUUUGAGGAGUGAUGCUACGCCACCUCUCUCUCUCUCUCUCUCUCUCUCUCUCUCUCUCUCUCUCUCUGUUAAUUAGUGCCUCUUCGUUUUCAGUGUACAUUGCACAUUUAGAGGAAAUGUUUAAUUUUCGUUUUUCUAAUAUAUCCAUGCUGUAUCGAAUUUGUAAAGUCGAACAUUAGAAAAUUGUUUUCAGGGAAAGGUUUAGAUGUAGAUAAUAUCAUGGCCUUACUUUCCUUGUUUCUCUAGGCGGUUGUCUAAGCUGGAAAUGUUGAAGCGGCGUGGGAAAGGCCCACCGAAGAAAGGACAAGGAAAGCGUGCUGCAAAGCGUAACAAAUAA